Messenger RNA from Lotus japonicus, 1962 nucleotides. RefSeq lists its product as uncharacterized. Bases 1 to 1962 code for a protein of 653 amino acids. The transcript has 2 exons. The record is from RefSeq and is a predicted model, not a curated record. Lineage: Eukaryota; Viridiplantae; Streptophyta; Magnoliopsida; Fabales; Fabaceae.
AUGGAUGCCAAGGAAUUUGCUAAAUAUGCAGUUGGAAAUGACCAUGAAGGUGUUAUAUUUGUGGACAAUCUAUCCAAAGACCCUCUCACUCUACCUACUGCAUUAAAGGAAAAGAAGAAAGAUGCCAACAAGAAUGUUAAGGUACAAAAACUAAGGGUGAGAAAGUCAGGUAGGUUGCAAGCAAUGGUGAGACAAGGAAAAAAUAAGGGACCUCCUGAAGUUGUAGAGUUAUCUGAUGAUGAGCAAUUUCCUAAUGAAGUUGCAAUGCUACAAAAUGAAACUGUUCUCCCUGAACCUGUUCUCCCUGAAACUGUUAUCUCUGAAACUGUUCUCCCUGAAGCUGUUCUCCUUGAAGCUGUGAUUCCUGAACCCGUUAUCCCUAAUGUUGUGGACCCUGAAGUUGCAGUUCCUGAAGUAGUAGAUGGGGUAGAUGGUGAUAAAGCUGGUGAGGAUAACCAGGAAGAAGAAAAUGAUGAUUCUGAUGUUUCUAAAGUUGAUAGGGUCGAUGAUAGUGAAGAAGAAAGGGAUUUAGCAAAAAGGGAGGAAGUUACAAACCCAGGAUUUGCUCAGGCUGAGUCCCUAUUGAAUGAGCACAUUACUCAAAUGCUUCAACAAACUGCAGCAGAUAAUGAUGAUGGGGAAAAGAGAGAUGAGACAGAUUUAUGUGGAGGCUAUGAGAGUGAGGACCUUGAAAGUGUCCCCACUGAUAGUGAGCAGGAAGGGAUUCCUAGGAGAAGGUUUGAAAGAUUCAAUGAGGAUGACAUGGGCCCAGAUUUCAAAUUCACAUUGGGUAUGGAGUUUAUAUCACUUACACAGUUCAAGGAAGCCCUCACUGACUACUGUAUGAAAAAUAACAGGGAAUAUAAAUUCAAGAAGAAUGACAGUAAGAGAUGCAGGGUUGUAUGCUUGAGUGAUGGCUGUCCAUUUGUGAUCUUAUGUAGCAAAGUUGGAAACAAACAGACUUAUAGAAUCAAAACUCUUAAGGGAGAGCACACAUGUGCAAGGGUUUUUGAUAAUAAGUCUGCCAAUGUUAGAUGGGUGAAGAAAAAUUUGUUGAACAAAAUCAGGACUGUAAACAAAAUUAGCACAAAUGAGAUUGUUGAUGAUUUCAGGGUAAAUCUGGGAAUUGGAAUUACCAGAUACAGAGCUUGGAAAGGUAAGAAGUUGGCAACUGAGGAGGUUGAUGGAGCUGUUGAAAUGCAGUAUACUUUGCUUUGGAGAUUCAGCAAUGAGUUGAGAAGGAGGGAUGCAGGUAACACAUGCAAAAUCAACUUUGUGACACCAAGAGCUAGCUUGCAUCCUAGGUUCCUCAGAUUUUAUAUGUGCUUAGAAGGGUGUAAGAGAGGGUUUCUGGGGGGAUGUAGGCCAUUUAUUGGCUUGGAUGGAUGUCAUCUGAAAACAAAACAUGGAGGGAUCCUUUUGUCAGCUGUAGCUCGUGAUCCAAAUGAGGAAUACUUCCCCCUUGCCUUUGCUGUGGUUGAAUCAGAGAACAAGGACAGUUGGAGGUGGUUUAUGGAGCUGUUGAUGGAUGACAUUGACCCUACAAGGUCAAGUAGAUGGUGCUUUAUCUCAGACCAACAAAAGGGUUUGAUGGAAGUCUUCAAAGAAGAGUUGCUCCAAGGUUGUGAUCAUAGGCUCUGUGUGAGACACCUGUAUGCAAAUUUGAAGACAAAGUUUGGUGGUGGAGUUCUUUUAAGGAACCUGAUGAUGGCAGCCGCAAAAGCUACAUAUGAAGAAGAAUGGAGGGAGAAAAUGCAGCUCAUUAAGGAAAAGAAUCUGCUUGCCUUUGAAUGGUUGAUGGAGAAACCAACAUCUUCUUGGUGCAGGCAUGCAUUUAGCAUUUGGCCCAAGUGUGAUGUCAUCAUGAACAGGCUUUUGUUAGUUAUUAAAACAGGCUUUUAUGUUAUUUAUGUUGUUUUGUUUGCUGUGACUAUAUGGUCCAAACAGCAAGUUCAUGUUUAA